AUGAUUCCAAUCGAUCGCAGUCUCAUCUUUCGUGCUGUAAAUAUAAUCGUUGCCUGUUUUAUGGUGAUUGGAGGUGUAGCGACCAUCCUGACAGGAGGGUUUCCGCAGUUCAUUCGUGGAAUAUUCUGUAUUCUGUUUGGCUUGAUUGUAUUCGUGUUUGAGUUCCGUCUUCCUUCUGUACUGACCCAACAUGUAUCUUUUAUGUUUUCAUUUAUUGGCCGUGGUAUAUGUAAGCCUUUUCUCAUUGGCUGCAUUAUUUUAAACCAACUUCCGCUGGCUAUUGCGUCGGGUGUUAUUGUGGCUGUCGCUGGUGUUGCAUAUUGCAUUCUUCAAUUUGUACCCAACAUUGAGGCUCCUUCGAACAUGAGUCGCUCAGCAUUGGAUGAGUCAUUAGGUGGUUCAAGUGGUGGUGGAAGAGCUGCUCACUGGGCACAGAAUAAUGAAAAUUCUUAUGGCCAAAGCGCUGCUAAUACAGGAUAUGCUCCUGAGCCUGUUGUCUAA
This is a messenger RNA of Phycomyces blakesleeanus NRRL 1555(-), 501 nucleotides long. RefSeq lists its product as hypothetical. The transcript has 4 exons. Gene Ontology annotation, cellular component: Golgi membrane. Bases 1 to 501 code for a protein of 166 amino acids. Gene Ontology annotation, biological process: vesicle-mediated transport. The record is from RefSeq and is a predicted model, not a curated record. NCBI's taxonomy places the organism in Eukaryota, Fungi, Mucoromycota, Mucoromycetes, Mucorales, Phycomycetaceae.